Molecule: messenger RNA, 1559 nt
Organism: Solanum lycopersicum (tomato)
Lineage: Eukaryota; Viridiplantae; Streptophyta; Magnoliopsida; Solanales; Solanaceae
Product: polygalacturonase-like
Biological process (GO): carbohydrate metabolic process
Molecular function (GO): polygalacturonase activity
Source: RefSeq, a predicted model, not a curated record
UCGUACAUUACUCCAAUCAUUGCCUCAAUUACAAACAAUAAAUUCAAGCAAGACAUCUCGAAUACCUCAAUUUUCUUAACUCUAUAAAUACCAUAAUCAUUUAUCCUUUUUUCCCAACAUCAUAGUGCAUAAUCUUUCAUUUCUAUUACAAAAAAAAUCAAUCCAUCUUUACUCAAACAUUAUGACUAGUAAGCUUAUAACACCUUUCAUUAUUUUCCUCUUUUCUUCUAUACUUAAUUUAUUCAUAAAAUCAUCAAAUGCAUCAACAACCUACAAUGUAUUAAGCUUUGGUGCAAAACCAAAUGGCCAAAUUGAUGCAACUCAAUCAUUUCUAAAUGCAUGGAGAGCUGCUUGUACCUCAGUUGAACCAUCGACGAUUUACGUUCCGAAGGGACGUUAUUUAAUAAAAGAAGCAACAUUUAGAGGUCCAUGUAAAAGUAAAAUUACAGUAAAGAUUGAUGGAACUCUUGUUGCACCAUUGGAUUAUUGGGGAAUUGGUAAUUCUGGUUAUUGGAUUUUGUUUAUUGAGGUUAAUGGGAUUUCAGUUAUAGGUGGGAGUAUUGAUGCUAAAGGAGAUGGUUUUUGGGCUUGUAGAAAGUCAGGAAAUAAUAAUUGUCCAGUUGGAGCUAGGUCUAUAACCUUCAAUUGGGCUAAUGAUGUUGUGGUAAGUGGUUUACUAUCAAUCAACAGCCAGGUAACACACCUUGUGAUCAAUAGUUGCAACAAUGUAAUGGUUAAAAAUGUAAAAGUAAUAGCCCCAGAUCAAAGCCCAAACACAGAUGGAAUUCAUGUUCAAUCAUCAACAAAUGUUACUAUCAUUGGUUGUAGAAUCAAAACUGGAGAUGAUUGUAUAUCUAUUGGUCCUGGUACAAGAAAUCUUUGGAUGGAGAAAAUUUUAUGUGGACCUGGACAUGGUGUUAGCAUUGGAAGUCUAGGAAGGGAAUAUGAAGAAGAUGGGGUGCAAAAUGUAACAUUAUCUUAUUCAAUAUUCACAGGAUCUGAUAAUGGAUUAAGAAUUAAAUCUUGGGCAAGACCUAGCACAAGUUUUGUCAAAAAUAUUAAUUAUCGUAACAUAGUUAUGAAGUACGUUGAUAAUCCAAUCAUAAUUGAUCAGAAUUAUUGCCCAAACAACAAAGAUUGUCCACAACAGACUUCUGGUGUGAAGAUUAAUGAUGUAAUAUACAAAAAUAUAGAAGGGACAUCAACAACAGAAGUUGCUAUGAACUUUGACUGCAGCCCAAGCAAUCCAUGCCAAGGAAUCCAAAUACAAGACAUAAAGCUCACUUAUAUGAACAAAAAAGCAAAAUCAUUUUGCAACAACAUUCAAGGAACUAAAAAAGGAGUUAUUUGGCCUGCUACUUGUAUAUGAAUAUAUUUAUACUUACUUUUCAUUACCAUAUACAUUUAUUUAUUUACAUCAACUACACAAUUUAAAUAUUAUUCUCUUGAUUUUACUAAAUAUAAAACUAUGUCAAAAUUUUACGUAUAUAUAUAUAUAAUAUAAUUUUUUAAUAAAAAGUGUUCAAUUGAACACUCUAGAACCUACGUGGCUCCGCUCC